GAAUCUAAUCUGGGGCGUUUGGGAGGGGGGUUGUUUGUGGGUUUUUAUGUCCACGCCAUUCUGGGAUUUUGCCUUCGAUCUUUUGGCCCCCACGUUUGGUUGGGGUCGUUUGGAUUGAUCCCAAGGACGUUUUUAGAGCCCGAGACAAAAAGAUGCAGAUGUAGCUAGGUGGGUGGGUUAAAAUAAUAAUAAUAAUAAUAAUAGGGUAGAGGCUUCCUUGGGCCCUUGGGCCUGAAGACCAACUCUUUUGCGGGUCGGCUGGGACCGGCAGCCGCCUCUCAAACCCCCAGAUUACCCCUAAAGAACGUGAACCGAAACCCGAGCGGUUAACCCAGGAGGCGGGCAGCGCCGGCGUCUCCUCCACCCCAGAGCUCGCCUCUCCUUUUUUGCUCGCCUCUUCCAAAGCCAAGAACAGCUCUGUUCUCAUCAUCUUCCAAAGGCUUCCCUUUCUCGUAUUUUUUUUUUUUAAUCACACCCCCCACCUCAAUCCCUGGGAGUGCAGCUCCCCUCCCCCUACCACACACGGUAGUCGUGAUCCUAGACCUGGGUCACCAGGCCGAGGCAGCGAGGAAGUGUGGUUUUCCAAUGUGACUUUGCCGAGGAUGCUUUGGUGUGCGCUCCGCGUAGCCCUCCGCGCGCACCUGGGGAGUGCAGAAAUGGUGGCGAGGGGCCCCUGCUCCGCCGGAGGCCGCAGCCGGGCUGGGGACGGGAAUCCUUCCGCUGCGGAUCUCGGUCCCUCAGCUGUACUCCGUCUGCGGCAGCGGUGGGGCCUGCCCGCGCGCUCUUGCACUCUCAGGCUCGCGCACAUUGAAGGGUUGUGGGUCCGGGCCGGGCCGGGAUCCAGGGGUUCGCAGAGGCACAGCCUCUGCUCUGUCUGUCCAGCGAGAAUCAACAGAGGGUCUCUGCCAACACUGGGCCUGAGCGACGUGUCGCGCCGCAAACUCCGAAGAAGUCGUCGUGUUGAUGCAUUCAAGUGACUAUUGAAAGCAUAUGUUCGAUUUCAGGGCACUUUUUUUUUUUUUUUUAAAUUUGAAACCCAAGUGCUCUAUCAGAAUUACCCCUUAACAGACAGUGGUGGUGUGCGGAGAAGGCCGAACUUCGUCUACCCGGCAGUGGAAGAUUACUUGGGGGAGGGAGGGGAAGCCGCUCCUUGUAAUAUGGCCCUCCAUCAGCAUUUCUCCUGCUCACCUCGCGACUUUUUCUAGCCACCGAAAGUUAUUAGCACCAGAGGAGUUGAGAGGAAACUCCUCCCCCAAAGUAAGGUAGACACCCAGGCUUCUUCCAGAGCUAACUCCCGGGCUUUCUCCUAACGAUAAUUAAUAGUCAAGGCCAACCCUUUUGGCACGUUUCUUCCUCCCUCCCUCGCGGGUGGCAGAGUUGUUUGAUUCCCUGCGGCCAGAAACUUUCACUCGAGUUUGCGGGGGAGAGGCCAGCGCCUGCUGUUUUCUGCGGUGCCCGUACAUCUUCUUUUUCUUUCUUUCCUCCUUCUUGCCUUCCUGGCCCUCUCCGUCGUCUGUCCCAGCCGCACAGUCACCAGUCCGCGUAGUUUUGUUUCCUUUCCAUCAUGCAGAAAAUUAAUCAGCCAGGACGAGAAGCAGAGCUGAGCACGGCGGCCUGUAAUUAAGGGACGUGUGCCCCUCGGAUUAUCUCGUUAGUUUAUCAAGAAAACAUUUAUUAUAAUUAAUUCUCGGACGAGGCAUGAGUUCUCCUGAGGCCACCUCGCCUCGUGAGCGGUCAUACUGAAAGGUUCCACCACUGCAAACCCACCCACCAAGGACCCUGAACCUGUCCACCCCAGGCGAACCGAGAUCUUCCGGCUGGGUCUCCCCCAUUUGGGCCGACUUUGCACCUACAAACAACCUUAGCAUGAUGUCUUAUCUUAAGCAACCACCUUACGCAGUCAAUGGGCUGAGUCUGACCACUUCGGGUAUGGACUUGCUGCACCCCUCCGUGGGCUACCCGGGGCCCUGGGCUUCUUGUCCCGCAGCCACCCCUCGGAAACAGCGGCGGGAGAGGACGACGUUCACCCGAGCUCAGCUAGACGUACUGGAAGCGCUGUUUGCCAAGACCCGGUACCCAGAUAUCUUCAUGCGGGAAGAAGUGGCGCUGAAAAUCAACUUGCCUGAAUCCAGGGUGCAGGUAUGGUUUAAGAAUCGAAGAGCAAAGUGCCGCCAACAGCAGCAGCAACAACAGAAUGGAGGUCAAAAUAAAGUGAGACCUGCCAAAAAGAAGACAUCUCCAGCUCGGGAAGUGAGUUCAGAGAGUGGAACAAGUGGCCAGUUCACUCCCCCCUCUAGCACCUCAGUCCCUACCAUUGCCAGCAGCAGUGCUCCAGUGUCUAUCUGGAGCCCAGCUUCCAUCUCCCCACUGUCAGAUCCCUUGUCCACCUCCUCUUCCUGCAUGCAGAGGUCCUAUCCCAUGACCUAUACUCAGGCUUCAGGUUAUAGUCAAGGAUAUGCUGGCUCAACUUCCUACUUUGGGGGCAUGGACUGUGGAUCUUAUUUGACCCCUAUGCAUCACCAGCUUCCUGGACCAGGGGCCACACUGAGUCCCAUGGGUACCAAUGCAGUUACCAGCCAUCUCAAUCAGUCCCCAGCUUCUCUUUCCACCCAGGGAUAUGGAGCUUCAAGCUUGGGUUUUAACUCAACCACUGAUUGCUUGGAUUAUAAGGACCAAACUGCCUCCUGGAAGCUUAACUUCAAUGCUGACUGCUUGGAUUAUAAAGAUCAGACAUCCUCAUGGAAAUUCCAGGUUUUGUGAAGACCUGUAGAACCUCUUUUUGUGGGUGAUUUUUAAAUAUGCUGGGCUGGACAUUCCAGUUUUAGCCAGGCAUUGGUUAAAAGAGUUAGAUGGGAUGAUGCUCAGACUCCUCUGAUGAAAGUUCCAGGAGGCAUAGAAGGAAAAAUGAAGGGCCUUAAAGGGGCCUACCAACCAGCAACCUGAAAUGGACAAACCAAUCUGCUUAAGAUCCUCUCAUAGUUUUAGAUCAUUGGUUUUCCUGAUUUACAAAGUGAUCUAUCAAAUGCAUUCUAGCCAUGUGCAACCAAACACAACCAAAAAAUAAAAAUCACACAACAAGUUGUGAGGGAAGGGAGGGAAGGUCCUAGCCUUCAUAAGCAGAGGUUGAUCCAAUGUUUUAGCCAAUCCUUGGUUGAAUCUUAGGAAUGAACAGUGUCUCAAGCUCAUUCACGUUUCAUGACCAACUGGUAGUUGGCACUGAAAAACUUUUCAGGGCUGUGUGAAUUGUGCGACUGAUUGUCCUAGAUGCACUACUUUAUUUAAAAAAUAAUGUUCAUAAGGAGUCAAUAUGUAGUUUAAGAGACAAUCAGUGUGUGUCUUAUAUAAAUGGUACAUCUGUGGUUUUUAAUCUGUGCUAGACUUCAAAACUGUGAUCUCCUGUUAUUGUAUGCAACCUUGAACUCCUCCUCUCCAGGAGUUCUUCGUGAUUAAAUAGGUUAUAAUUAUAAGCAAAAUUCAGAGCAACUGAGUACUGAUUUUAAAAGAUUACUUUUGGCUGGAGGUGAGCUGCACUGAAACUUUACGACAAAAUGUCUGGACAAGGAGAGUGAGAGAAGAGAAAUAAAGGACAUUAAUUCAUCUGUAUUUUACUGUUGGUAAGCCUAGCAGUAAAGAGACAUUGGUCAAUUGCUCUGACCCUGAUGAAUUUUUAAACUGAGAUCAUUGUUGUUUAUGCUUGCAGAUGUUAACUGGAAGUUAUAUAUGCAUAAACCUUUUCUUCCUGGAUUUGGCAGAUAUGUAUAAUUAUAUUAAAAUGGUUCUAGCACAA
This is a messenger RNA of Ictidomys tridecemlineatus (thirteen-lined ground squirrel), 3787 nucleotides long. Lineage: Eukaryota; Metazoa; Chordata; Mammalia; Rodentia; Sciuridae. The record is from RefSeq and is a predicted model, not a curated record.